CUCCUCGAGCGUGGGGCAGAAGUGAAUGCUCAGGGCGGCGACUAUGGCAAUGCACUACAAGCAGCUGCAUAUCAAGGGAAGGAAUUGGUUGUGCAGCUUCUCCUCGAGCGUGGGGCAGAAGUGAAUGCCCAGGGUGGCUUGUAUGGAAAUUCACUACAAGCAGCUAAAGAAUCAAACCGCGGAUCGAUUGUGCACCUUCUCCUCACACACGGGGCGGAUCCUAGUGCU
Messenger RNA from Tuber aestivum (summer truffle), 228 nucleotides. The record is from the annotation of a GenBank genome assembly. Lineage: Eukaryota; Fungi; Ascomycota; Pezizomycetes; Pezizales; Tuberaceae.